CUCGCUUGAACGCGCGUUUGCUUUUGUAGCCGUGCUCACACCACCACUACCCACUGCGCUCACCAGGGUCAAUUUACACUUGUCGACUUGCGCGCGAUCGCUGCUGCGGCGCGCUGCAGCUGGCUGCUCCCCUGCUCACUUCAAAAGUGCUCGAACUGCCUACGCGUGUUUUGGCGGCGCGCGGUGCGGUUCGCCGCUGGAGACGACCGCAGCAGUUACGGACGACCGCAGCACUGUCGCGACGGCGUCGUCCCCCGCAGGCCGCCACACCGAGGCCGUCGCGCCAUGAAGCUCCUCCACGCCGCGCUGCUCGUCGCCGCGGCGGACGCCGCGCGGCGGCGCGGCGCGGUCUCGGUCACGGCGACCGAGCCCCCGUCACCUGAAGACGACGCCAAGACGAAGCAGACGGUCAAGGCGCCCAAGGGUCCGCCCAUUAAUCUAGGAGGCACCAUCGAGACGAGAUUAGGAGACCAGCUCACGGUCGGCGGCGAGUACGACCAGCGCGACGGCCAGUUCCGGCCGCGCCAAAUCUACGCGACGUGGAACGUGCCGACGAAGUCGCGCAACCCGCUCGUGGUCCGCGGCACGUACAGCUUCGUCCAGGAGCCCGAGCGGCGCUCCUUCUUCGCGUCGUUGAUCAAGGUCCUGACCGCGCCCUUCACGUUCCUCUUCGGCAGCCGGUAGGUGUGUCUAAAAGAGAAU
Messenger RNA from Pelagomonas calceolata, 702 nucleotides. NCBI's taxonomy places the organism in Eukaryota, Pelagophyceae, Pelagomonadales, Pelagomonadaceae. The record is from the annotation of a GenBank genome assembly.